Molecule: messenger RNA, 3810 nt
Organism: Chaetura pelagica (chimney swift)
Lineage: Eukaryota; Metazoa; Chordata; Aves; Apodiformes; Apodidae
Product: AT-rich interactive domain-containing protein 4B-like
Exons: 7
Biological process (GO): regulation of transcription by RNA polymerase II
Cellular component (GO): nucleus
Molecular function (GO): transcription cis-regulatory region binding
Source: RefSeq, a predicted model, not a curated record
GUAUGAUGAAUGGAUAAAGGCAGACAAGAUAGUGAGACCAGCUGAUAAAAAUGUACCAAAAAUUAAGCAUCGAAAGAAAAUAAAGAAUAAAACUGACAAAGAGAAGGAAGAAAAGUAUUCUCCUAAAAAUUGUAAAUUGCGACGUUUGUCAAAACCACCUUUUCACACCAGCACAUCACCAGAGACUGGGUCCAAACUUGACAGCACUGAAGCCAAAAAUGCUGAACAAACUCCAGUUAAAUCAAUAGAAAUGACUUCUAUCAUUAAUGGGCUACAAGCUUCUGAAACUUCUGAUGAUAGUGAGCAAGAAGAUGACCAAAGUGCCCCAAAUGUACAUGCUGAUGGCAAAGAGGAAUCUCAACGUGAAGCUGUAAGCAAAGACAAGAGCGAACUCUGUCUAAAAGAAGAACAGAGCAGUUCAUCCCUCACAGAAGAAAGUAAAGCUCUGACAGAUGUAGGAAUGCCUAAGUUGGGAUCCAAGUCUCCUGAAAGGUUGCGAAAAGAGAUGGAAGAGUUGACUGAAGAUACUGACUCUGAGGGAGAAGACGAAGCCACAAAGAAGAGAAAGGAUGUGAAAAAGGAAGUAAUGGAUAAAACAGCAAAACCACAGGUAAAACGUGGCAAACGAAGAUAUGGUGUUGCAGAGGAAUCUUUAAAGACUGUGUCACCUAAUAGAAAGGAUGAGAAGCCAAAAAACAAAGACUCCCUUAGUUUAGAAAACAGCAGUAACAGCUCCUCAGAUGAAGAUGAGGAAGACAAAUCUAAACUGAAAAUCACUCCAACUAAAAAGUACAAUGGACUAGAGGAGAAAAGGAAGUCCUUACGGACCAGUACUUUCUACUCAGGAUUUUCUGAAGUGGGAGAGAAAAGAAUAAAACUUCUAAAUAACUCUGAUGAAAGACUUCAGAACACCAGAGCAAAGGACCGAAAAGAUGUCUGGUCCAGUAUCCAGGGACAAUGGCCGAAGAAAACUCUGAAGGAACUGUUCUCAGACUCUGACACUGAAGCUGCUGCCUCCCCUCCACAUGCUGCACCCGAGGAUGCUGUAGCAGAGGAGCAGCUUCAGACUCUUGCAGAAGAAGACAUUUCUUUGCCUAGCUCUGAACUUGAAAAACCUUGUCCAGCUAGUGUGGAUGUUAAACCUGUUGAGGAGAAACCAGCUGAAGUGGGUGACAAGAAAGUUGAAUUUCCAAGCAGUGGCAGUAAUUCAGUGCUAAAUACCCCUCCUACGACUCCAGAAUCGCCUUCGUCUGUAACUGUAACGGAAUCCAGCAGACAUCAGUCCAGUGUCACUGUCUCUGAGAUGUUGCCACCAAAUCAAGAAGAGAUACGAAGCAUUAAAAGCGAAACAGAUAGCACAAUAGAGGUGGACAGUGUUGCAGGGGAGCUGCAAGAUCUCCAGUCUGAGGGAAAUAUUUCUCCAACAGGUUUUGAUGCCAGUGUCAGCUCGAGUAGUAGUAAUCAACCAGAGCCAGAGCACGCUGAAAAAGUCUGUACAGGCCAAAAAAGACUUAAAGAUGCUCAGGGAGGAGGCAGCUCCUCAAAAAAGCAGAAAAGAAGCCACAAAACAUCUGUGAACAACAAAAAGAAGAGUAAAACUACAAACAGCAGUGAUAGUGAAGAACUAUCUGCUGGUGAAAGUCUGUCCAAAUCUCAGUCAGCAAAAUCGGUUUCUACUGGCAUGAAAUCUCAUCAAACCAAAUCACCUGCAAGAAUUCAGUCUCCAGGAAAAUGUGGGAAAAAUGGAGAGAAGGAGUCUGAUCUCAAAGAACAGAAUAAUCGUUUGCCCAAAGUUUAUAAAUGGAGUUUUCAAAUGUCUGACUUGGAAAAUCUGACUAGCGCCGAGCGCAUAACAGUUCUCCAAGAAAAACUGCAGGAAAUCAGGAAACAUUACCUGUCCUUGAAAUCUGAGGUAGCUUCCAUUGACCGAAGAAGAAAGCGCUUAAAGAAAAAAGAGCGAGAAAGUGCUGCUACUACAUCAUCUUCCUCCUCAUCACCUUCCUCUAGUUCCAUUACAGCUGCAGUUAUGUUAACUUUAGCAGAACCAUCUAUGUCAAGUUCGUCACAGAAUGGAAUGUCAGUUGAGUGCAGGUGACAGCAGGACUUGCCAAAGCACUUUGCACUUAAUGGCUGCUGAGGGCCACUCUUUCUUUUUGUUUUUGUUUUUGUUUUGUUUGUUUUUUUUAUACUGCACAGUGGCACAAAAUUCAGACAAGCACUAUUUUGUAUUUAAAGUUGUUUCUUGACAAGCUAACUUUGCACUUAAGUGCACUUUUAUGAAGAAAAAGUACAACAAACUGCUUUUCCUCAAGCAAUAAUUGUUUCCAACUUGUCUGGGAAUUGUAAGUCCAGUGACUUGAAGGCCUUCCACUGUGGCAAAUGGAGGCUGUUCACUGCCUGUAGAGACAGUACAAUAAGCAUAUAGUUUUUGGGUUGAUCUAAACAAAUGUGGUAAGGCUUACUGUAUUCCCUGGUAUUUUGUUAAAGCUGGAACAUUUGAUAUUUUUCCAUUUAUUUAUGACAAAUAUUGAACCUAUUUUCAUUUGUACAAGCUAAUUGUUUUUUAACUGCUAAGUCACCUUAUAGUGGCUUUAAUUGUAUACGUCAAGCACAUGUAUUCAAUUCAAAACCUGCAGUUAGUGGGAUGUUUGACACCAGUCCUGAUAACCAAAUACAAGAAUUCCUUAAAAAAAAAACACAACAAAAACUGACUAAUGUUUACAGGUUUGAAUUAGGCUUAAAUAGGUUACUCUGGGUUUUAAGAACCCGUUAAUUGGAAUGAAAACUACUGUACUUUGCCAUUUUUCUAUAAAACAGUAUUUUUUUUUAAUUUUGAUAAAAUACCUUAUGAAAAAGAAAGAAAAUGGCUAACAAACUGUAUUAAAUCUUAAUGUAUAAAGAUUGUAUUUAGCCAGUUUAAAGUGUAUAUUUAUUCAUAAUGGAUUAUAACAGUUAUAUUUUUGUGUUUUCUUGUAAAUGUUUCUUUUCCCUUAAAGCAACAAAUAUUUCAUUUGUAAUGCUUAUUUUAUUACAAGCUUCAAGGAGAGGACUUCAAGACAGAGUAAGGUGUGAGGUUACAAUUUGUGAUUGCUGAUAUGAACACUGCCACAAAAGGGUAGUUGUUUUUAAAAUAAAUAGCUAGCUGAGUGGUAGACAUUUAAUUUUUUAAAUGCCUUGUACAAAUUCCAAACCCAACUUCAAAACUGUUUUCACUUGUAUUGAUUUUAAGUUCUAUGGAUCCCAAGCUCUCUCCUGUUAAUUAUAUACCUUUGUAAGACAUUUGUAUAUUGCGGAAGUGUUCAUUGAAGCUAUUUAAUACCUGGCACUGUUAAUACACAGUACUUUAUUGUACAGAUUGUUUUACUGUUUUAAUUGUAGUUCUGUGUACUUCUUUUGCCUGGGGAAAUAGGGGCUGGCAUGUUUUUCUUUGUUUUCUGGCAAUACAACAUGUAAGAAUUCAAAGCAUUUUGUUUGUAGAUGCUAGAGUGUCAGAAUCCUUUACAUUUGACUUUUCUAAGAAAAGCAUUUUCAGUCUUCGUAGUGUGUGCUUAAGGUUAACUGAUUUUAUUGAAAAUGUUUUCAAAGUAUUCAGAACUGUACAGGACUGUAAAAAUUUGUUGACAAACAUUGAAGGAAAAGCUUAUAGAAAAAAGCUAUAAAAUAUAUAUUAGGUUCUGCAGAAAAUGGAGAAUUAUGUAAUAUAUUGUACAAAUGUAAGCAAAGGCCUCUGAAAUAAAAUGCCAUAGUUUGUGAAUCCCUGAUUUUGUUUCUAACAGUUUAAUUAAGCAACCAUAGUGUGCGCUUACUAAA